Molecule: messenger RNA, 2728 nt
Organism: Vicia villosa (hairy vetch)
Lineage: Eukaryota; Viridiplantae; Streptophyta; Magnoliopsida; Fabales; Fabaceae
Exons: 2
Coding region: 2117-2728 (203 amino acids)
Source: RefSeq, a predicted model, not a curated record
UAUUGGCUAUAUUUUAAUAUUAUUUCUUUUAUUUUGUAAUAACUUUAUUUUUAUUUUUAAGAUCAUAAAAUUGAAUUUUUUAAUAAUUUAAUAAUGAUUUUUCGUAUUUUUUUAAUCAUUUUUUAAAAUAUUAUUAUUUUCAUUAAAAUCAUGAUUUUAUACUUUAAAUACUAAAAAAAAUCACAAACAUUUAUAAAUCUCGAAAAAUAGAAAGUUUUAAUUAUAAUUUGGUAUUUCUAGUAUGUUAUUUGUCUUAAGGAGCAAGAAAUAACAUAUUAGGAUUUCUUUUUUCAAUCAAUUUUAAUCAAGUCGUUUAUGAUAAUUGUUUUUACCAUUUCUAGUUUUAGGUCUAAUUUUUUCCACUUAUAAAUACCACAUCAAAGUUCAUAUAAGAGGAGGCCAAUUCACAAGCACAACACGACAACACACACGUACACAAACUUUUUCCAACUUUCUUUUACUAACAAUUCACCCUAUAUUGUAAAUACACUGAGAAAAAAGGCCACUUUUAUGUAACAAUUACACAUUGCUAUUCACACAACGCAAUCUUUCUUUCAUGUUCAUUUUUCAGAAAAAAAUAUUGAUCCUUUUUAUUUUCAAUAACACUCGCACACUAAUCUUCAACCAUUAUCAAGAUCCAUGUACCAAAAUUUCUCCUGCAAAAGUCAGUCCUCUUUCACAUGAAAGUAAAACCUCUGACACAUAAAUUUAAACCAAUUUGAAAUCAUCCAAAUCAAAACUACAACUCCACACAAAACAGCAAACUCACAACUCAAAACAGGGAAAAAAAGAAAAGAAAUCACGACUCAAACCACCGCGAACCCCCGAAGCUCCGACGAAGACCGACUGCUCCGAGCACUCCGUCAACCGCACCACCGCGCGCAUCCCUCCGACUGCGACGCCGGACAAACUCCCUCGAUCUCACCACAGAGCAAUCUUCAACGCCGCCGUCGCCCGCUCUGAGAGAUAUUCUGGAUUUAUUGAAGGUUAAUAUCCAAGAAGAAGCCAUCACUGCCCUUGUUCAGUUCUAUGAUCUUUCGCUCAAGUGUUUUACCUUCCAGGAUUUCCAACUAACACCUACUUUGGAAGAGUUCGACAAGAUUAUGGGUUUUUCCAAAAUUAAGAAAGAACCCUAUACAGGAAUUGGGAAGGUAGUUAAGGUCGUUGACUUAGCCAAAGCAUUGAGAAUACCCUUCAUAGAUCUAAUUUUAAAUUACAAAUCUGAUGGUGAUGUCCUAGGGAUUAAAAUAUCCUUCUUAGAAUCACAAGCUCUGCCUUAUGCUAAAAAAACAAUGGGAGAUCUGCGGAAAUCUUUUGGCUCUUUUAAUGCUUGGGAUGGUUUUGUUUUCUAGAUUUAUUGAUUAUGUGGACCCUGCUGCUAUCCAUGUGUUUUUGUCUGUGAAAGUUUUUAAAGCGGACCCAACUCCUACUAUACUAGCUAACAUUUAUUAUGCUAUUCAUACCUGUUGUGAGAAAAAGAAAGGAGUGAUGUUUUGUUGCGUUCAUAUACUAUUUUCUUGGUUGGUGUUUCACCUAUAUAAGCUAUUUGGUGAAGGACCUUACUAGGCAUGAAUGGUCACAAAAAUUGAGGGCUCUCAAUGCCGAUUCCAUAUUGUGGUAUGCAAGGAAGCUCAAUUUUGAAAGAAUUGUUUAUAUGUGUGGGAAUUUUCCUAAUGUUCCUUUGAUAGACCUUCCGAAGAUCAAAUCAAAGAGUUAGUUCCCCAUGAUAUGGGGAAAGGAGAUCCAAGAACGCUAAAGAAUGUAAUUCAUGCUUGGAGUUAUGUUUAAAAGAAAAAUUUUGGGCAAGAGAAUGUUAUAGCAAGGGAACCUUAUAUUAAAGGGAUUCUUGAAAAAGUUAAGAAGAAUCAUCUACCAUUUGUUGUGGAUCCUGCGUAUAAGCCCGACACUCCUGAUCCAAUUCUUUUAUCUGUAGAAGAGAGAAGAACUUAGGGCAGCCCUAGAGGCCUCCCAAAAAGAAAAGGAAGGUUUAGAGCUUAAAAUGCAACAACUAACUAAUGAAAGGAGUCAACUACGCCUUGAUUUCAAGGAUAAAAAUAAGGAACUUCAAGCUACUUAGGAAGAAGGGGAGAAAGAAAGGAAUAAAAGGAAACGCACAAUGGAUGGCAUGUUAAGUGCCAAAUUCAAUUUGGUUUCGAAUAAUGAAAGGUUGGAGGAAGCAAAUAUGAAGGCCGCAAAGUGGAAAAAAUACUAUGACCAAGCUCUUAAGGAUAAGAGGGAAGCUGAAGAGGUUUUAGAGUCUUUAGUCCCAGAGCUUGAGGACAAAACUCGAGAGCAAGAGGGGCAGAUAAAAGGCCUUGCAUUUGACCUUCAAGAAAGCCGUAAUUCAGAACAAGGGGAAUGGCUAAGAAGAAUGGCUAUUGAAGAGCUACUCUUAAGUCGUACCACUGAAUAUGAAAGGGCUCUCCAAGCCUUGACUGCACUUAGGGAGACUUUCAUGUGCCAGAGAGAUCUCGUUGAUGAGGUAUGGGCUGAAAGAGAACAUUGGAAAAAGCAAUACACGAUCAUUUCUACUGCAAAUGAGCAUGUUAGCAUUGUUCCCGAACUUCUCAAGGACUACCUAAAGUAUCAAGAAAAGUACGAGAAGAUGGUGUUUUUAUGCAACAAUCUCAUCCAAGACAUUCCCAAGAGUUUGGAGCGUGCAGUCUUCACCAUUUUCCUAAAAAGCUUGAGGAAAUUUUCAACAACUUCAGGAAGAGGAAUAAGUUAA